CAUCCCCACAGCUUGCAGCUGCAGGGAUGCCACAGCGCGGCACCAUAUAAAUACGCGGCACAGGCGUGAGUCGCUGCUUGAGCAAUCAACCGCGAGUGCGUGCGCAAGAGGGUUCAUGGCAAUGGCCAAGAGCGUUGGCGACGUCGUCCAUGGCGCCAACGGCGGUUCAGGACUGGACCCUAAUGAAGGCAACGGCCACGCAGACAUCGAGGCGGGCCGCCGCGCCGGCGCCGUGAGCGUCACCCCGCCGGCUGCGUCAAGGACGCAGCGCCUCGCCUCGCUCGACGUCUUCAGGGGCAUCACCGUCGCGCUGAUGAUCAUCGUGGACGAUGUUGGCGGCGUUGUCCCUGCCAUCAGCCACUCGCCGUGGGACGGUGUGACGCUGGCGGACUUCGUGUUCCCCUUCUUCCUCUUCAUAGUCGGAGUAUCAUUAGCUUUUGCAUACAAGAGAGUGCCAAACAAAGCGCUGGCAACUAAGAAGGCUGUUCUCCGGGCUGCAAAGCUCUUCCUUCUAGGCCUAUUUCUGCAAGGUGGCUUCUUCCACAGCCUCCACGAUCUGACCUACGGAGUCGAUAUUUGGAAAAUACGGUUAAUGGGAGUACUUCAGAGAAUUGCAAUAGCAUACUUAGCGGUGGCACUUUGUGAAAUCUGGCUUAGAGGUGGUGCUGGUGAUGUCGGCUCCGGCGGCUAUGCGUUGAUCAGAAGAUAUCGUCAUCAGCUGUUUGUGGGUUUGGUUCUCAUGGUCACCUACACGGCGCUUUUGUAUGGCAUGUACGUGCCAGACUGGGAGUAUGAGGUCACGUCUCCGGACUCCACUUUGAAGCACUUUCUGCAGGUGGAAUGUGGGGUGAGGGGAGAUACAGGUCCCGGCUGCAACGCCAUUGGCAUGAUCGAUCGACGUGUUCUUGGAAUCCAACAUCUCUACACACGCCCAGUUUACCUCAGAACAACGCAAUGCAGCAUCAACUCGCCUCGAAACGGGUCACUUCCUUCAGACGCCCCGACAUGGUGUGAAGCUCCCUUUGAUCCUGAAGGUCUCCUCAGUUCCCUGAUGGCAAUUGUGACCUGUUUGAUUGGGCUCCAAAUUGGGCAUGUCAUUGUGCACUUCAAGGAGCAUGCCACGAGAAUAAUACAAUGGUCGAUUCCGUCGUUAAGCUUGCUGGUUCUUGGCUUUUUGCUCGACUUAUUUGGGCUGCACUUGAACAAGUCGUUGUACAGUCUGAGCUACACCUGCGUCACCACGGGCACCGCUGGCCUCUUCUUCGCAGGAAUCUAUUUGCUGGUUGACGUGUUUGGUUACAAGAGACCGGCUUUCCCUAUGGAGUGGGUAGGAAAGCAUGCCCUGAUGAUUUUUGUUCUAGUGGCAUGCAACAUCGUCCCAAUGCUGGUACAUGGGUUCUAUUGGAGGGAGCCACAUAACAACCUUUUGAGAUUCGUGGGAAUAGGAGGCUGACCAUCCUGAAGAUCAUGAUUUGGGAGCACAAUAACACGGUUUAAAGUACCUACAAGUUGUAAUGCACAUCUAGACACAGGACCAAGUUUGAGAAUUUGAGAGCCCUAUGCUAAAUUUAGAAAUGGGCCCUACAUGUGCAAAAGUCAACUACCUGUAUGAAAAAGUCAAUCCUGUUCGCUAUAUAAGUUGCCGGUUUGAUUUA
This is a messenger RNA of Phragmites australis (common reed), 1655 nucleotides long. RefSeq lists its product as uncharacterized. The transcript is spliced from 13 exons. The record is from RefSeq and is a predicted model, not a curated record. The coding region runs from base 116 to 1453 and encodes 445 amino acids. NCBI's taxonomy places the organism in Eukaryota, Viridiplantae, Streptophyta, Magnoliopsida, Poales, Poaceae.